Priapulus caudatus is the source of this 441-nucleotide messenger RNA. Its product is annotated as adrenocorticotropic hormone receptor-like. Lineage: Eukaryota; Metazoa; Priapulida; Priapulimorpha; Priapulimorphida; Priapulidae. Gene Ontology annotation, cellular component: membrane. Bases 1 to 441 code for a protein of 146 amino acids. The transcript has a single exon. The record is from RefSeq and is a predicted model, not a curated record.
AUGGCGCCAGGAUUCGUGUAUUUUAUCGCGAGCCACUACGCGAUUUUAUUUGUUGUCAUGAUGUACUGCUACAUCACCAUCGUCAAGAUCGCCAGGGACCAUGCGCGAAGGAUCGCCGCAGCGUCAGUGGCGGGUAGAGAGUGCACGACAGGUUUCCACGCAACAUGGAAGACGUCAAAGAUAAUGCUUAUGGUUGUCGGCUCCUCGUGCACUCUUCUUGCUCCGCACGUUCUCCACAUGGUCCUGAUCUACAGCUUCCCGUCGGGGCUUCAAACACUACGGGUUAUUCGAGCUAAUGCCCUGCUACUGAAUUCACUGAUUAAUCCGAUUAUUUACUUCUACAAGUACACGGAAUUUCGGUCAGCCGUCAGAGAACUUUUCGGUUGUGGGACGUCCUCUGAGGUUACAUCAUUUCAACCCGACACGGAGCAGGAAGCGUAG